AUGCCGUUUACAAAGGGUACUAAGCGCGCCGCCCCGCGCGACUCGCGCAGCGACUCCGGCGACGAGGUCAUCACCAAGUCCAACAAGAAGACAAAAACCACAAAGAACAACGGAAGCACAGAUGGGGUUGACAAGGACGGCAACCCUUUCUGGGAUCUGUCCAACAAGCGCCGCGUUGGCCUCUCUCAAUUCAAGAACACCACUUUUGUCAAUAUUCGCGAGUUUUACGAAAAGGAUGGCGACAUGCUGCCGGGCAAGAAAGGCAUCUCCCUCACCGUCCCACAGUACGAGGCCCUCGUCAAGGCCAUGCCCGCUAUUAGCGAAAAGCUGCGCGCCAUGGGCCACGACGUCGAGGACGUGGAGGAGGACGGCGGGGCUCCCACCGCGGUCGAGGCACCAAAGCCUGCUGCCAAGGAGAAGUCAAGAGCCAAGAAGUCCAAUUUUGAGGCUACCAGUGACGAGGAGUCGGACUAG
Colletotrichum orchidophilum is the source of this 474-nucleotide messenger RNA. Its product is annotated as transcriptional Coactivator p15. Lineage: Eukaryota; Fungi; Ascomycota; Sordariomycetes; Glomerellales; Glomerellaceae. Gene Ontology annotation, molecular function: DNA binding; transcription coactivator activity. The coding region runs from base 1 to 474 and encodes 157 amino acids. The transcript is spliced from 2 exons. The record is from RefSeq and is a predicted model, not a curated record. Gene Ontology annotation, biological process: positive regulation of transcription initiation by RNA polymerase II.